AUCAUUACAAAAUAUCCCUAGCUCCAUUGUCCAUUUAGCUUCGAUAUAUAUACAUAUCUUCACCCGUCUGACCCACUGCCUUGUGGGUAGUUCAACUACAUUUUGCUCUGCGCUUAAUCGCCUCCAGCCACCAACUCUAAUGGUCAUGGACAACAACGCCAAAGUCAAGGAAAACUUGUUGCGUUAAGAAAACCGCGAAAACGCAAAUAGGAAAACCCGUUUGCUCCACAUGAAAGGGAAAACAAAUGGAGACGUUGGGAAAUGGGGAAAAGACGUCGAAGAAGGAGGAGGAGGAGUAGCUGCCUGGACAACUCGACUGGAUGGGGCUAUUAUGUCAUCGCCAUUGCCAUCGCCAUCGCCAUCGCCAUUGCGGAAAGCGGUGGGAUGGACUUUGUUUUGAUGAUAACUCCGCUGGUUCCGGUUUCUGGAAAUCGGGGAUCGAGGUUUUGGGAUUUUGCUGUUUCAGGCGAUCAAAGUGGAGCUGCCACCGAUUUUUGGCAUCCAAUUGGGGCUUUAACACGGGCCACACUCGCGGAGAUCGCCCAUUUGAAGACUGGCACCCGAGCUGCAAAGACCUGACUGGACAGCAACUGACUUUAAAGGAUGGGAUUCAGGAUCGUACUGUUGGCUGCCACCGGCCUGGGAGCCAUGUACAUGAUGCAUCUGCUGGCCCAGGAUUGGGUUAAGAUUCGACCGAUUCGGGGGAUCACGCAACUGGCCGGAAUGGCGACCCAGCCCCUGCAACAAAUUAUUGCACCCAUCCAGCAGGCAAGUGGUUCCUUGAACUUAUUUCGAAGCAGAAGAGAGGCGAGCUUAAGCCAAGAGCUCGGUUGGGUGCAAAGGACUCAGGAUUCCGGUGGAGGAAAUGGAAGAGGUGGAGCUGCCAGAGGGAUGGGAACUGUGCAGAGAACGCCAACUGCCAUCGAUUGGAAGAGGAUCCUCUCAAGAGAUCCCUUCGAGUGCCUGCAGUCGCUAAUUUGCCAGCUUAUGUCCGGUGCCGAAGCGAAAGUUCCGGAGGCCGAGCUGCUCAUGGACUAUCUGGAAUCAUCGCUGGAGAUGGCUCCGGUGAAGAUCGGGAGGGCCUUCAGUCGAGGAUUGGCACUGAGGGGAUCCACGGAGCUCUGCUUCAACGAGUACCCCUUUUGCCUCUAUUCCGCCAAAACGAUGUUGCGCAUCCUGCGGUGGUUCAGUGAAACGGGUGAAGUGCCCGUGGAGGAAGUGGCUUAAUUGUAUCAGUUUGGCAUCAAUAAACUUAGGGAGAGAGUGAAAUGAGGAAGUGAAAAUGUGAGUUUGAUUUUGGUAAGAGGUGUCAGAGCGUUUGUAUUUCCGAUUUCCGAAAUAUGGAAAUGGACACUUGUAGUUUAACCUGGCUCAUAUGAUUAAAUAUGUGGCAAAUAGUGGAAUAGGAUAUAAUGUUUAUGGUUUUAAGGGGAAUGUGAUUUA
Molecule: messenger RNA, 1443 nt
Organism: Drosophila gunungcola (fruit fly)
Lineage: Eukaryota; Metazoa; Arthropoda; Insecta; Diptera; Drosophilidae
Exons: 2
Coding region: 604-1227 (207 amino acids)
Source: RefSeq, a predicted model, not a curated record